AGCAGGAAGCAGCCCUUAGCAACGCUGUCACCUGGACGGCUUGUUUUUGUUAGCUUAGCCUCGCUGCUCUCCGGCUCCAUGGCCCUUGUGUCCGGCUCCUGUGCCCGGGUCAACGGCUCCAGGAGCGGCCCGCCGGUGCCGCCGCCGCCGCUGCCCGGGUCGCAGCCCAUGAUCGCGGUGUGGGAAUGGCAGGAUGACCUCGGCUACUGGCGGCCUUACAGCGGACCAGUCAGCGCACACAUCGAGCGGAGCCUAGCGCCGCGGAGAGGAGGAGGAGGAGGAGGAGGAGGAGGAGCAGGAGGAGCAGCAGGAGGCUCCAGCAUCGUCCUCGGACAGUCGGACCCGAGCCUGUCGCCGUAUCUCAUCGACAUACCGAGCCUGAAGCAGUUCCGCCAGGACACCGGAAAGACACGGUCAGUGCGUCGGUCCCUGUUUGCCCAGUCCUCCGGCCUCGGCAGUGGUGUUUACUGGGAGUGGCUCAACGAUGAGGGAGGAUGGACUCCAUAUGAGACUCGAACCUCUAUCCACCUGGAGCACAGCUACCAGGCCCGCCAAGGCACGGCGGACCUGGGCGCGCACGGAUACAAUUACAUAGUGGACCUCACAUCUCUGGCCCAGGUCAACAAAGGGACGGGUUUCAGGCGGCAGGUCCGACGGCAGUGCAACCUCCCCUACCCGCUGGCCUCCUCGGGGCCCCCGGCCAUCCCGUCGGGCCCCGCCUGCUCCUGCCAGCAGUGUUUGAGCCACAGCAGCACGGGACCCAUGCCCAGCCGCUCACGCCAUUCAUUUUCAUCGGGCAGUCUGACCCGGCCCAGCCUGCAAGCGACUGGAAGGGCCACAGCGGCUCACCCCACUUCUGUCUACUCGCCGUACCCGAGGAGACCCCUCUCUGUGGGGGGGAUGUCCUGGGGCAGCCCCUGGCCUCCUCCGCCCUCUGGUAGUCAGCUGUCCACACCGCUCCUGACCAGCUCUACCAGCGCCAAUGGGCUCAGCGUCCCCUCCAUCUCUGUGCAGCUGAACGGAUCCACCAGUGUGAGCUCUGCCCUGGCAGGCAUGGCCUCCAUUUUGAUGUCAGCGGUUGGACUCGGCGUGCACUUCACCACUGCCCCCCUCCCUCAGCAGCAGCAGCAGCAGCCGCCGCCACAGCAGCAGCCGCCGCCACAGCAGCUUCAGCAGCUACAUCAGCUUCAGCAGCAGCAGCAACCUGCUCCUUUCUCGCUUCCUCCUCCUCUCCUCCCCCCAGCCAGCAGGCCCAGCAAACCCCACAGCAGCAGCAGCAGCAGCAGCAGCAGUUCAGUUAGGAGAGCAAAGAGGCAGCACAGGAGAGCCUCAGCUCAGAGACCCGAGGACGUGAUUCAGCGCUACAUGGAGGUAGUUCCCGGAGUCCAGGAUGAGGACUGCAUUAUCUGCAUGGAUCAACUGUCCAAUCCAUCCGGCUAUGAGACUCAGUCCACAGAGGGGGGGGGGCAGAGCACCCUGCCAGACACCGUGGGGAAAUUCAUCAAAUGUGGACACACCCUGCACAUGCUCUGCAUGCUGGCCAUGUACAACAACGGAACGAAGGACGGCAGUCUGCAGUGUCCCUCGUGUAAGACAAUCUACGGAGAGAAGACGGGCAUGCAGCCCAAAGGAAAGAUGGAGAUUUACAGCAUCGCCCAGUCGCUGCCCGGACACCCCGACUGUGGCACCAUCCAGAUCAUCUACAGCAUUCCACCUGGACUACAGGGCCCGGAGCAUCCAAACCCAGGACAGCCGUUCACCUGCAGAGGCUUCCCUCGCUUCUGUUUUCUACCCGACAACGACAAAGGCAGGAAGGUUCUGGAGCUGCUGAAGGUGGCGUGGAUGCGGCGCCUCAUCUUCACCGUGGGGACGUCCAGCACCACCGGAGAGCCCGACACGGUGGUGUGGAACGGCAUCCACCACAAGACGGAGAUGAUGUCCAACAUGUCGGGACACGGAUACCCGGACCCCAACUACCUGGACAAUGUUCUGUCUGAGCUGGCGUCUCAGGGCGUGACAGAGGACUGCUUCAAGCCUCCGGCCGGCGUUGGCGGCGGUGGUGGCGGCGGCGGCGGCAGCUAGGUCACAGCUCUGAGCUUCACGCUGCAGAAGGUCACAGAGGUCAAACCCACCUCUGUGACCUUCUGCAAAACCUCCGUCUGUUCUUAAAUUAAUUCUGCACAAACGAAGCGGGAGACGUGAGCGAAGCGAGAAGGUCCGGAGGCCUCGAUGGUGGCGGUUCAUCCUCCGCUACAUUCCUGCUCAUCACUUAUUCUGGAGACUGAGCGUCAUCACUCUGAGCCUGUGCGUGUUUUUUAUUUCCAGCCUCCUCUGUCUCCUCUUUUGUCCGGUUACCAUGAGAAUGGCAGCUCAUGUUGGGGAUGAAAGUCUCUCAUUAAGCACUUUAGUCCUGACGGUGCAUUUAGCUGAAACGUGUGAUUUCUCCCCGUUAACCCUCUGAACCCCAAACUGUUUCGGGGGAGGGGGGGGGCGUUUCUUUUCGCUCCGGUCACAUUUUCAUAUCUGUGGCCUUGAAUUUAACUGCAAUAUUAACGUCUUGAACCUCUAUGGAAACAGCAGAACCACGGCUAGAAGUAGAGAGGACUCAAACAUGUCUCUAGUGAAGAAUAACAACCUUACAAUGCUAUAAAUCAUUAAACAAAAAACAAGUUGAACUACUUUGAUAAUUUAUUUAACAAAAAUUGGAAAACACUGGAAUCUAUAUAUCCAACAUGUUUAAGUGUCCACAAGUGUUCACAAUGUUGGAAAUAAAUAUGGAGGCUCUAAGUGCUAUAUAUUGAAUUAUUUACAUUUUACAGCCUCUCCUCUCCUCUCUGCUCUGUGUGCAGCAGUCCAAGUUUCACAGAUUUGUUGUCACAUGACUGUUGGUCUCAGAUGAAUCAAUCAUGGCUUCUUAGUUGCGUUGAGGAGCUCAGAAUUAAAUGUUUUUAACAGAAUCUGGUUAAAGCAAACAGUUUAUGUUUAGCACAUUUUAAAAUGAGACAUGUAGAAUAACAAAAUUUAGGUGAAAUAUCACAAUUUGAAGGUUAGCUUCGGUGGCUUUUUCUGACGGUAGCAUUUGUCCCACAUGAUGUGUUCAAGGACCAACAGAAAGAUGAACAUCUGACAAUAACGAGCUCUGAUAAACGGUGUAGUUUUGGCGGUUGUUUAAAGAAAAACAUGCUUUUUCAUCGGCUGGUUUUGGGGUUCAGAGGGUUAAAGGUCAGUGAACUGGUUUCAGAUUGGGAGGUUAUGCAAUUAAAGUGUUUCUGCUGAAAAAAAACCUUUGUGUUUGGCACAAAGACACUGAAACUUCUGGUAGCAAAGUGAGUUUAUAUAUUAGCCUAUCUGAUGAGAAGAGGCAAGACUUAACUGAUGUAAAAUAAAUUAAAAAAAAACCAUAAAUGAAACAAAAAAAAAAA
Anoplopoma fimbria (sablefish) is the source of this 3422-nucleotide messenger RNA. It is a transcript of the gene dtx2, whose product is annotated as deltex 2, E3 ubiquitin ligase. The coding region runs from base 79 to 2082 and encodes 667 amino acids. Gene Ontology annotation, molecular function: zinc ion binding; ubiquitin protein ligase activity. The record is from RefSeq and is a predicted model, not a curated record. NCBI's taxonomy places the organism in Eukaryota, Metazoa, Chordata, Actinopteri, Perciformes, Anoplopomatidae. Gene Ontology annotation, cellular component: nucleoplasm. The transcript is spliced from 9 exons. Gene Ontology annotation, biological process: Notch signaling pathway; protein ubiquitination.